GAUUGAUCUCCCAUAGAAGGAGACCGGUGAAAGAUGGAAGCACCUGUGACAAGUCUUCUGUGUCUUUCAAUAGAACCGUGGUGAUUACCUCAAAAUCUAGGUAAUACGGUAUACAGUGAUACACACCUGUUUGGGCACCCCUGGUAAAAUUGUGUGUUUUAUUGAAUCUAUGUGUAAAAAGAAGUUAAAGCGACCUCUACUGGUACUAACUUAAACGUGACAUAUUUCUGCAAGUUUAACAUAAAGUUAAUAUUUAUUUUCUGAAUUGAACAGUUUGAAAGAAAAGAGCAAAUGUGGAAUGUGCAAAAGUUUAGGCACCCUUCCAGUUAUUCCAUUAAUACUUUUUUCUUCAUUGUUUAGUUGAGUGGCGGAAACUAAUUUCUGGAACUAGCUAUGCAAAUAACAAAAUUAAAUUAAAUCAGGAACAUGGUUAUUUACAUUAUGCUCCAUCAACAAAAUCUGGCCCUCUUUCAAUUGUUGUCAAGAGCAUGUGCAAAUGUGUGAAUGUGUACCUCAUAUUAAGAAUUAUAAUAGUGGGAAUACAGAAGGGAGAGGAAAAAUGGGUGUUCAGAAUUGUUUGUUUUAUGUCAAUAAAGGUUAAUGUAGAUUUGAAUCCAUGUACGGUCAACACUACAGUGAGUAUCAAUGCAUCUUAUCAAGGAAGUGAAGCCGUUAUCCAAAAUGGAAAGACUCUCGAGUGGCGCUAGUUAAUCGUUAGCCAGCAGUGGGCAUUCCGUUAGCAUUGGUACAGUGGCUGCAUCCACCCUCGCCAGUGUGUGAGAGCACACGAAGGUGUAUGCGAGGCCAUGCCAGGUGUGCUGUGGUACCCCCUUCUCCUCCUCCUGCUGGGGCAGGGGGGGCGCGGGCAGAAGUCGGAGCCGCUUGUCGGUGCCGGGGGUGAGGACCUGUUCCGGGGUCAGGAUCAGUACAGCUUCGCCAUCGUGCUGUCCGGCACUGAGCAUCAGUGCUUUUGGCACUUCGCGCACCAGAGCGGACGCUUCUACUUGACUUACGUGGUCCAGUGGGUGACGGGCGUAGCCAAUAACAGGCACCUGUCCACCACAGUCAGCUCCCCCCAGGGAUUCCUAGUGACCUUUACUGAUGACCCUAUAGGUCAUAUCAACUUCCAUACACAGGAGACAGGUUUUUACCAGAUGUGCUUCAGCAACUUGCACAAUAGAUUUGGAAGAACACAGGUCUUCCUCAGCUUUGGCGUCUACUAUGAGGGCUUUGAACAGGCCCAGGUAAAUAAGGAGGAGGCGGGGAAACACCUGAAUGAUACACUGUCCACCAUUGAGGGGAGUGUCAAUAAACUACAGGGCCACAUAUUCCACAUAUGGAGGCACUACAACUUUGCACGCAUGCGAAGUGGCGCAGACCACUACCUGCUUCUCUCAAACUACAACUACGUGAACUGGUGGUCUGCUGCUCAGAGCGUGGUCAUCGUCACCGCGGGCUACCUGCAACUGUCAUUCCUCAAGAAGCUUUUCCACACAGACAACAAACGGCCUCGCUGCUAAGCCUCCCCCCU
This is a messenger RNA of Anguilla anguilla (European eel), 1531 nucleotides long. Its product is annotated as transmembrane emp24 domain-containing protein 6-like. Gene Ontology annotation, cellular component: endoplasmic reticulum; Golgi apparatus; COPII-coated ER to Golgi transport vesicle. Gene Ontology annotation, biological process: intracellular protein transport; Golgi organization; endoplasmic reticulum to Golgi vesicle-mediated transport. The transcript is spliced from 4 exons. The record is from RefSeq and is a predicted model, not a curated record. Bases 807 to 1520 code for a protein of 237 amino acids. NCBI's taxonomy places the organism in Eukaryota, Metazoa, Chordata, Actinopteri, Anguilliformes, Anguillidae.